AUGGCAGGAGGCCUGGACCCCUGGAAUGGCACUGACAAUGGUACCUGGGAUGGGGAUGAACUGGGCUAUAGAUGCCGCUUCAAUGAGGACUUCAAGUACGUGCUGUUGCCCGUAUCCUAUGGUGUGGUGUGCGUGCUCGGCCUGUGUCUGAACGCCGUGGCACUCUACGCCUUCCUGUGCCGCCUCAAGACCUGGAACGCCUCCACCACAUACAUGUUCCACCUGGCUGUGUCAGACACACUAUACGCGGCCUCUCUACCGCUGCUGGUUUACUACUAUGCCCGUGGGGACCACUGGCCCUUCAGCACUGUACUCUGCAAGCUGGUGCGCUUCCUCUUCUACACCAACCUUUACUGCAGCAUCCUCUUCCUCACCUGUAUCAGUGUGCACCGAUGCCUGGGCGUCUUGCGCCCUUUGCGCUCACUGCGCUGGGGCCGGGCCCGCUAUGCUCGUCGGGUGGCCGCUGCCGUGUGGGUGCUGGUGCUGGCCUGCCAGGCACCUGUGCUCUACUUUGUCACCACCAGCACACGUGGCACCCGAAUCACCUGCCACGACACCUCGGCACCCGAGCUCUUCAGUCACUUUGUGGCCUACAGCUCCAUCAUGCUGAGCUUGCUCUUUGCCGUGCCCUUUGCCAUCAUCCUGGUUUGUUACGUGCUCAUGGCUCACAGGCUGCUGAAGCCGGCCUAUGGAACCACAGGAGGCCUGCCGCGGGCCAAACGCAAGUCAGUUCGCACCAUUGCUGUGGUACUGGCUGUCUUCGCCCUCUGCUUCCUGCCUUUCCAUGUUACCCGCACCCUCUACUACUCCUUCCGCUCACUGGACCUCAGCUGUCAUGUCCUCAAUGCCAUCAACAUGGCUUACAAGAUCACCCGGCCACUGGCCAGCGCCAACAGUUGUCUGGACCCUGUGCUCUACUUCCUGGCUGGGCAGAGGCUUGUGCGCUUUGCCCGUGAUGCCAAGCCACCUGUAGACCCCAUUCCGACUGCCCAGGCCCACCGUCGGCUGGGCAUGCGCAGGUCCGGAAGAAAUGAUGCCAAGAGGACAGAGGACCUGUCAGCCAGCAGCGAGGGCUCUAGACAGACAGAAUCGACGCCAGCUGGCCUUGAGAACACUAAAGAUGUCCGGCUGUAG
Chrysochloris asiatica (Cape golden mole) is the source of this 1134-nucleotide messenger RNA. RefSeq names its product purinergic receptor P2Y, G-protein coupled, 2 (gene P2RY2). The record is from RefSeq and is a predicted model, not a curated record. Gene Ontology annotation, cellular component: plasma membrane. The transcript has a single exon. The coding region runs from base 1 to 1134 and encodes 377 amino acids. Gene Ontology annotation, biological process: phospholipase C-activating G protein-coupled receptor signaling pathway; positive regulation of mucus secretion; blood vessel diameter maintenance. Lineage: Eukaryota; Metazoa; Chordata; Mammalia; Afrosoricida; Chrysochloridae. Gene Ontology annotation, molecular function: G protein-coupled purinergic nucleotide receptor activity; A1 adenosine receptor binding; G protein-coupled UTP receptor activity.